CUGCUUCCAAUAGCGUCAUGCGCUCAAGCUCUUGUUGUAAUGUCUAGAUGUAAUUUUCGCGCGAAAUAAUCUCUGCACCACCGUUCCAGAGGAAGGCUUUUUUGUUUUGUGUCUGAAACUCCACCGCCAUGGGAAUUCACGGACUUGCUAAGUUGAUAGCCGACCAGGCACCAGGUGCCAUCAAAGAACAAGAAAUGAAGAACUUCUUUGGGCGAAAGAUCGCUAUUGAUGCGUCCAUGUGCAUCUAUCAGUUCCUCAUCGCUGUCAGACAGGAUGGUAAUGUUCUCCAGAACGAGGACGGAGAGACAACCAGCCACUUGAUGGGCAUGUUCUACCGGACCAUCCGCAUGCUGGAGAACGGUAUUAAACCGGUGUACGUGUUUGACGGCAAGCCUCCGCAGCUCAAGUCAGGAGAGCUGGAGAAGAGAGGGGAGAGGAGAGCCGAGGCUGAGAAGCUACUUGCCCAGGCUCAGGAAGCAGGGGAGCAGGAGAACAUAGACAAGUUCAGCAAGCGUCUGGUGAAAGUCACCAGGCAACACAACGAUGAGUGUAAGAAGCUGCUUACACUCAUGGGAGUUCCGUACGUAGAGGCCCCGUGUGAAGCAGAGGCCAGCUGUGCCGCUCUGGUGAAAGCAGGGAAGGUGUUUGCCACGGCGACGGAGGACAUGGACGGGCUGACGUUUGGGACAGGCGUCCUGCUCAGACACCUCACCGCCAGCGAAGCCAAGAAGUUGCCUAUCCAGGAGUUCCAUUUCAGUCGUAUUCUGCAGGACAUCGGUCUGUCUCACGAGCAGUUCAUAGAUCUGUGCAUCCUGCUGGGCUGUGACUACUGCGGCACUAUCAAGGGCAUCGGGCCCAAGAGGGCCAUGGACCUCAUCAGGCAGCACGGCUCCAUCGAGGAGAUCCUCGACAACAUCGACCUAUCCAAGCACCCUGUACCGGAGGACUGGCUGUACAAGGAGGCGCGCGGUCUGUUCCUGACCCCAGACGUGGUGGACUGCUCCUGCCUGGAGCUGAAGUGGAGCGAGCCGGAUGAGGAGGGACUCGUCCAGUUCAUGUGUGCAGAGAAACAGUUCAGUGAGGACCGCAUGCGUAACGGCUGUAAGAAGAUCCUGAAGAGCCGCCAGGGCAGCACUCAAGGCCGGCUGGACUCCUUCUUCUCCGUCACGGGAUCUCUGUCGUCCAAACGCAAGGAGCCCGAGAUGAAGGGAUCCACAAAGAAGAAGCUGAAGACUGGAGCCACGGCCGGGAAGUUUAAGAAGGGUAAAUAAGGGAAGACAAAGCAGGAAGUUGUCAGUAGGGCGUCCUGGGGAGGAAAGAAGUUGAUCAACUCUAAAAAAGCCCUUUGUGAACCAACUGUUUUUUAUGUUGAAAUUUGUUUUUUUAUGAAUGUGAAGUAAACGUUUUAUGAAAUGUUUUUUUCUUAGAAUAAAAGUUGUAAUGCCUUCUGGGAGAACUUGUUUGAA
Osmerus eperlanus (European smelt) is the source of this 1466-nucleotide messenger RNA. It is a transcript of the gene fen1, whose product is annotated as flap structure-specific endonuclease 1. Gene Ontology annotation, cellular component: nucleus. NCBI's taxonomy places the organism in Eukaryota, Metazoa, Chordata, Actinopteri, Osmeriformes, Osmeridae. The record is from RefSeq and is a predicted model, not a curated record. The transcript has 12 exons. Bases 129 to 1271 code for a protein of 380 amino acids. Gene Ontology annotation, molecular function: magnesium ion binding; 5'-3' exonuclease activity; manganese ion binding.